Molecule: messenger RNA, 3491 nt
Organism: Syngnathus typhle (broad-nosed pipefish)
Lineage: Eukaryota; Metazoa; Chordata; Actinopteri; Syngnathiformes; Syngnathidae
Exons: 6
Coding region: 339-2633 (764 amino acids)
Source: RefSeq, a predicted model, not a curated record
AGCCAGCGUGGAACGGGCGAACAUUCGGUUUAUCAUCAAGGCCCACAGGGAAGAUGAGGAUGCUGCACAGUCCGAGGAGGACGCUCAAUUUCCGCCUGUGAUUACAAUAGAAUGCAAGACAAUAUAAUCAUCAAAUUGGGUUGUUCAUAAAGUGGACCAGAAAGACUCAUCCACAUAAACUUCUUGUUACCUCCUGGGCGUCGUCACCAGGAGGACCACAGGGUGGCACGCUGAGGCCUCUUUUUUUCUUUUUUUUUUUUCCAAGCACCGUUUCGAGACUAUUUGAAUGACUUCUGACUGAAGUUGUUUGACAAUUAUUAAACAAAACGCCUCUCUCGAUGAGGCUCACGUGGAGCGCCAUGCUGCAGCACAACAACAAUAAUAAUUACCCGUGCCUGAAGGCGUCCCCUCGUGAGGCCCCUCUCAAAUGCCCCUUGGGCUCCCAGCCACUCCCCAGCAGGCUGGAACUCGGCUUGGCGGACCUACCGCUCAUCCGGGGCCUGCGAGCGUGGGCGCUGUGCUCCAAGAACCGACAGAAGGGCGCCACUCCGCCGAGCGGCGCACCAGUAACACCCCCCACCGGUCGGAGGACUUCUUGUCCCAGGCCGGCGGAUGUGCACUUAAGCGGGACGUGGGGUCCGGGGUAUGGCCUACCCCAAGCCGGGGCGGGCGCCUUGGUGACGGUGGCCACUCUGAAGACAUCCGAAGGCAACGGUAAAACGCAGACUCAGUGUCUCUUUCUGCGAAAUGACAAAGGUUUGUACUCAACAUCUGGUGGGAUCAGCGGGGCCGGAGCGUGGCUCAGAGGGAAACCUGGGACUGGACGGCGGGACGUUUCCGCUCCCCAAACGCAGACUGCGGCGAGCCGAGUUCGAGUUCGGUCGGGUCGCAGAUGGAGAAAGUCCACUCACCCGGUUGGCCGAGAGAAAAGACAUCCUGACGAAGAAGUUGCUGAGAAUCAGGAAAAACAAGGCAAAGCUAUUCUGCAGCGUCUCGUCGCUACUGAAGAGGAAGGCUGUCGGGAACAAAGAGGACCAAGACAGAAAGAGGGAGCCUGUCAGAAAAUCUGCAGACCAGCUGCGAGUCCUGAAUGCCUUCAGAAUACUUCCGAUGAGGAAACCCAGAGGAAGCCCAGUCACGUGGUCAGCCAAGACAAAAAAUUGGACCCGGUCUGCCAGACCGGUCUUGAUGAGAGUCCCUGUCUCCUAGAACUGAUUGGAUGCUUUGAAAACGCUUUCAAGAGUGAGAGGAAGUCUAGUCAUGUGGCCUGCCAAGACAAAAGAGUCCCUGAUGAGGAAGUCAUCAAGAAGCAGGAAGAGCCAGACAAAGUCAGUCCGGAGCACCUCGCGAGUCCUGCAUGGGGGUUCUGUCAGGAAAGUCGAGAGCUGUGGAGUGCUGGAUGCCAUCGGAAUGUUUGCAAAGAGGAAAGUGCGAGGAGAGAAGGCACUUUGUGUGGGGAGAUACCAGGAACAAAGAGAGAGUUGGAAAAGAAUUCGGAGGAGAACGAGGAGGGGAAGGGUCUCUGCAAGAAUGGUCCAUUUAUUUUGUUGGGGCCCAACCCAGACGUGGAAUUUUCUCACUCUCACUCGGAAUGUAAGGCCGGCAAAGACUCCAUAAACAUAACAAAGAGACCAGAUGAGGAAAAGAGAAUCAUCCAGACGCCUUUUGAUGACAUCACAGCCGCAAGCAGAUGCAUCGAGGAUCCAGAAGCAGAAGGUGAGCUUUGCCAGGUUGGGAGAGCGCUCGGGAACAUUUGGCCUGACCCGGAGCCGGAGCACAAUGUGAUCAACACAACAGAAUCUUCUUCAAGAAGAAACGUUAGAGUGGACUGUGAGGAAGGGAAAGAAACUGAUUGGACGCCAAAUGAGGUAACUCCCGUUGGCCCCUGCCUGCAUAAUCCCACCCUCGCCCUGCCCAGCUCGGGCGCCAUGGCAACCAGUCAGCCCUGCGUCGAGUCAGAAGAAGUAGAAAAAAGAGGCCAAGACGGGAUAGAGCUGGAGAGCCGGGACAAAAAAACGGAGGAAGAGGAAGAUGAGUUUGGAGGGUUUAUGCAAGCGGAGGGAGAAGAGUCCAGCCGGGGCGUCGCCGAUUCUGUCCCGGUGUCUUGUGGGAGCUCAGCGGCAUUCGCCAGCAGUGAUUGGAAGCCCACCUGGAAGGGAAGUACGGACACAUGGACGGCUUUUCCACGGGAUGUGUGGGACCAAGGUCGGGAUUCGGUGGGACAGUGGUGGCCCGACGAGGAAAUUACGGAUGAGGUAGAUCAUAAACUGGGUUUUCUCUUUGCCACAGCUUUUCCCUCGCUGCCCACCUCGGCCCCACGUCAUCCUGCAGACGUCAUUCCCACAUUGACGCAGCUCCUCAGAGAAAGCAGCAGUCAGGAGCAGCGGCUGUUGGAGGGUUUACAUGACGUCAGCAAAAUGUCCAUCCACAAACACAAGCGAGGUGUCAGCGUGUCCCGAGGUCUUCUGCUGAGCUCCUUACACGUGGAGCAGCCCAGCAGCGACAACCAAGCCACUAAUAGGUGGUCGAAUCGGCGCCCGUCCCCUGGACUGCACUCACCCAAUCGGUACACUCACAACGUGGUGGCCAAACGGCGGCUGUCGUAUGACUACAACAGGAGUGGGCCAGAGUGACGCAGGCUUCCGGUCAGCAUUCAGUUUUUUUUUUUUUUUACAAACAAAAACAAAAGAUUUCUGGAUGAGGACUAGAAAAUUUUAAGAUUCACCACCACACAUAUGAAAAUACAGGAGACACACUUGUCAGAAAUUAUUACAUCGUUCAUGUUGCUUCUCACCUUUUAGGAAUUGUUGUCCCAGAAAUUCCUGUUCUUUUCACUAAUUGUAUUUUUCUAUCUUUUGCCAACAUUUUGUGUAUUUUUUUUUUAAUGUAGGUUACAAGAAUGCUUUUGCAUACAGAAGAUUGCUGUCACAUCUAGCACACAACCACUCAGUAGAAAUGAUUUUUGAAUUUUUUUUUGUUACACCGCUGAUUGUUGUCAUACGUAGGACUCAGCCACAAAGCUCCGCAACUCCUUUUUUCCAGGAAGUGGAUUUUUUAAAAUGAGGAUUGCAACCACCAUUUUGUGUUUUUAAAAAUAAAUAAAAAAACACCAUCCAUGCCUGCUCAAUGGUCAACCCUCAGUGAUCGCUUUUAACCAGUAGAUGGCGCUAAGGAGCGCUCACAUGAUAUCCUGUGUUUAUAUAAGGCCAUGAUUUGUUUUUUUGGGCCUACUCCUCCACAUUUACAAGUUGGCCCCGAGCAGGAAGUCACCUCGCUUCCAACUCGGACUCAACUAUUGGCUGUAUUCCACUUUCUGUCCUUUCCAUGCUGUCAAUCAAAGUGUUGCUAUGGGAACGUGCUAGGUUUACUUUGUGGACUGAAUGGCUGUCACUGGUUUGUUUGUUUGUGAUGUCCUGCUGUGUUUGUAUCAUAACAACUUUCAUUGCAAUGAGGAAAGCCUUGACCAGAUCAUCAAUAAAUUGAUGCUGCUU